Messenger RNA from Ipomoea triloba (trilobed morning glory), 768 nucleotides. RefSeq names its product casein kinase 1-like protein 1. Lineage: Eukaryota; Viridiplantae; Streptophyta; Magnoliopsida; Solanales; Convolvulaceae. Gene Ontology annotation, cellular component: nucleus; cytoplasm. The transcript has 7 exons. Gene Ontology annotation, biological process: endocytosis; peptidyl-serine phosphorylation; signal transduction. The record is from RefSeq and is a predicted model, not a curated record. Bases 169 to 708 code for a protein of 179 amino acids. Gene Ontology annotation, molecular function: ATP binding; protein serine/threonine kinase activity.
GUUGCACAGUGGCUUCUGCAGCAGGAGAUGAAACACUCAGAUUUUGGAAUGUUUUUGGAACCCCUGAAGUAGCAAAACAGGCUCCAAAGUCAAAUCCUGAGCCAUUUGCUCACAUCAACCGAAUUCGCUGAAUUUUAUAACCCUCUGCCUGCUGAUACAGAUGAUGAUAUGGCUUUACAGUCUCAGCAGGCAUCGAACAGAGGUGGAGUAAACUGGAAGUACAAGUGGGGUAGAUUGCUUAGGCUUUGUCAGCAUGUGGCAGCUGGAGUACCAAAUGUGAGAUGGUUUGGUGUGGAAGGAGACUACAAUGUUCUGGUCAUGGAUUUACUUGGACCGAGUCUUGAAGAUCUUUUUAACUUCUGCAGUAGGAAACUUUCUCUGAAGACAGUUCUAAUGCUCGCAGAUCAAAUGAUAAAUCGUGUUGAAUUUGUACACACUAAAUCCUUUUUGCAUCGAGAUAUCAAACCAGACAAUUUUCUUAUGGGCUUGGGAAGACGUGCAAAUCAGGUCUACAUAAUUGACUUUGGUCUGGCUAAGAAGUACCGAGAUACUUCUACUCACCAACACAUUCCUUACAGAGAAAACAAAAAUUUGACAGGAACUGCUAGAUAUGCAAGCAUGAACACUCACCUUGGUAUUGAACAAAGCAGGAGGGAUGAUUUGGAAUCUCUUGGAUACGUUCUAAUGUACUUCCUAAGAGGAAGGUGAUAAUUGCUGUAUACUCCAUUUCUGCCUUGUCUUCUUUUGUUAACAUCUUCCAUUUUAACA